ACUGCCUCACAGUGCAAGCAAGCACAAAAAAUAGCCUGAGAGAACUAUACAAAAGCCCUCUUGCUUCAGUUGCCAUGGCCUCAGUCCGGUGCUUCAAGAAUGCUGAGGAAACCUACUACCAACAGAGCCCCCAUGGCAAUCGCAUGGAACAAGCAAUGAGCCACAGCGAGACCGAGUGGUAUGGCCAGAGUGAGAAACACCUUCCAUUGGGUCAGGGCUACAUGGGUCAUGGCAAUGGCCACGGCUACAUGGGUCAUGUCAAUGACUACGGCUACAUGGGUCAUGGCCAUGGCCACAUGGCUCGUGGCAAUGGCCACGGCUACGUGGGUCAUGGCCAUGGCCACACGGCACAAGCUCAUGGUCACCACAGUGAGUAUGCCAUGGCCAAAACCCAGACUCACUGCAUGGGCCAAAAGAAUGGCCAUCACCCUGGCCAACAUGCCCAGAGUCACUACAUUACUCAAGCUUAUAGCCACAAGAAAGAGAGUUCUUGCCAUGGGAAGUCUAACAAGAAGGGUGAAUACAAGAAGAAAGAGAAGACCAUAGUCAAGAAGAAAUCCAAGGAAUGCAAAUCUGGUGAUAGCAGCAGCAGCGAGAGCGAGAGCGACAACGACCGCUGCUGAAAGGUGAAGAUAUAAAAGGCUCAAGGGAAGCAGCUGUUUGACAUCAGAUUAGAAGAAAGUUCCAUGUCAUCCUAUCCUAAAUAAAUAAGGACAAUAAAGUGACGUGACUUAUUAUAGACCCUUGAUGCAAAACUUGCACCUAUAUGGUGUCUUGUACUACGAAUGCUAAUGAAUAAAUUUGCUUCGGAAA
This is a messenger RNA of Syzygium oleosum, 813 nucleotides long. RefSeq lists its product as uncharacterized. The coding region runs from base 75 to 623 and encodes 182 amino acids. The record is from RefSeq and is a predicted model, not a curated record. NCBI's taxonomy places the organism in Eukaryota, Viridiplantae, Streptophyta, Magnoliopsida, Myrtales, Myrtaceae. The transcript is spliced from 2 exons.